Messenger RNA from Plenodomus lingam JN3, 363 nucleotides. Lineage: Eukaryota; Fungi; Ascomycota; Dothideomycetes; Pleosporales; Leptosphaeriaceae. The record is from RefSeq and is a predicted model, not a curated record.
AUGAAGACUAUUUCCAUUGUCGCUUUGUUGGCUCAGGCUCUAAUAGUCGGUGGCAUGUGGUGCAACACUGCGGGAGCUGGACUUCGAGAGGGCCUGAACUGCCAUAAAGAAGCAAAAUACACAUUUUGCUGCACUGAAAUUCCAGGUGGAGAUACACCAGUCCCGCGAAGGUGUCAACCGACUAUAAACGGCACUACGGAUAUGAUUGUAUACGACAAAUGCGAUCAAGGCUAUGUUUACUGCUGGGGGCUGUCUAAGCAAACCACCGCCUGUGUCGAUCAACAUCAAACCAUACUUUUGGCCAUUACUGUGUUCGUUGAACACCAAGGCUCGUGCAAGUUGCCUGCUAGUCUAGCAGGAUAA